AUGGACCUAUCAACAGGCGCCUGCGGCGGAGCAGGAGGGCCCGGCGCACAACCCCAGUUCAACUCAGGGUCCACACAUCUGGACCUCGCAGCGCUGACGAUUGCCGACGAGCAGCCUCCGGCGGCGGCAGUCACCGUCGAGCACGUCCUCCUCUUCGACUUUGAGGGCACGUGCGACGCGUCGGACGCCGGCCUCAGCCGCCUCCAGCAGUGCGCGCUGCACGAGAUCAUCGAGUUCCCGGCGCUGUGGCUCGACGCGCACACCGGCGCCGUCCGUGGCACCUUCCACGAGUACGUGCGCCCGACAGAGGGCGCCGACGGCGACGGCGCGGCGCGGCCGCUGUCGACGUUUUGCACAAACCUCACCGGCAUCACGCAGGAGCAGGUCGACUCCGCCUCACCACUCGCGGAGGUGGUCUCGCGCUUCCUUCAGUGGGUGGCGUCGUGCGGCCUGACGGAGGCUCUGGCAGACGGGAGCGCGCUGCUCAUCGCGCACGGCGGCUGGGACCUCGGCGACCAGCUGCCGAUUGAGGCGGCGCGCAAGCAGCUGGCGCUGCCCGCCUGGCUUGGCUCGCGCACGUACAGCGACCUGAAGGUGCUCUUUGCGCUCGAGUACUCUGGCGCCAGCAGCACCUCGCUGCGCGGCAUGCUGCAGGCGCUCGGCCUCGAGCCCGAGGGGCGGGCCCACUCCGGGAUCGACGACUGCAGGAACCUGGCGCGCGUGGUCGAGGCCGACCACACGGCGACCGCCACAAUACACAAAAACCCAGCGCGCACGCAGGACAGACAGGCGAGGCAAUGA
Messenger RNA from Emiliania huxleyi CCMP1516, 801 nucleotides. RefSeq lists its product as hypothetical. The record is from RefSeq and is a predicted model, not a curated record. The coding region runs from base 1 to 801 and encodes 266 amino acids. The transcript has 2 exons. Gene Ontology annotation, molecular function: 3'-5'-RNA exonuclease activity; nucleic acid binding. NCBI's taxonomy places the organism in Eukaryota, Haptophyta, Isochrysidales, Noelaerhabdaceae. Gene Ontology annotation, biological process: exonucleolytic trimming to generate mature 3'-end of 5.8S rRNA from tricistronic rRNA transcript (SSU-rRNA, 5.8S rRNA, LSU-rRNA).